GGUUAAAUCACAAAGAAUACUUGAAUGAGACCCCAAAGACAUAUGUUCAAAAAUUAAUUUGAUAUGAUUUUAUUAUGAAUACAAGAUAUAGGGUGUACAUAAUAAAGAGACAGUAACCAUGGUAAACCAACAGACAUAGAUUUACAAGAUAUAUAAAGCUUGAUUCCAGAGCAGGAUUUCUGAAGGACACCAAACAAAGAAGUCCUACAUAAUAUAAAGAAUUUCCAAUGGAAAGUAAGAAGGAUAAUGGACUCAGUAUUUAUAUCAAAACAGAGCCAAAUGACCAUGGCGAUUACCUUCCGGAAAAUAAAUCUGAAAAUUUUGCAUGUUCGAGUUACCAUGGUUAUGCUGAAAAGAAUAGGAUAAGUACAGGUAAAAGACCAGAACAUUAUGAAUGUGACGCCUAUAAGGCUAAAUAUCCGUCUGAAAAUAACACGAUUUAUUCUGAAUACAAUAGACCAAAUUUAAUACGAAAAGAUGAACAUGAAUAUGAUGGUUUUCAACUUGAAAAAAGAUCAGAAACUAGCACAGAUAAGAAUAACAGGGAAAAACCCAGACUCACUAUAAAUAGACAGAAAAGUCCAAAUGAAUAUGAUGAGUUUUUGUCUAAAAUAAGAUCUAAAGCUGAUGAAUAUAUGAAUUACACUGAAAAUAUCAGAACAGAUUCAAGUGUAAGACUUAAUGAAUAUGACCAGAACCAAUCUAAAAAUCAAUCUGAAACUGUUGCCGUCGAUUACAGUCUGGUACAAGAUAUAAAAGAAGAACCUGUUGAGGACGACCAUUGCCUUUCUGAAGCAGAAAUUAAAGAUGCCGGGUACAUGCAUCAAAAUUUAAAAAUAAACCGAGAAAAACCUGAUCAAAGUAGAAUAUUCAUUGAAAAUACUGAAAAUGGAAAAAGACUUAGCUUAAACUCAGAUACCAAAGAUAAUCCUGAUCUUGUGAGAAACAGAGCAUACAAAGAUAAAAUGAUGCACAUCACCGAUAAUCCUGGUGCGACUGAUUUAGAUUUAAACAAAGAGAUAUUCAAAGCAGUUGAAAGAGAAAUUCGUGAAAAUACUGGUUUAAUGAACAAGGAAAAACAAGCACCACAAUUCUUUAAUACAGGCAUGACACAAAUCAGUGAUGAGCUUCAAAAUAAAGGAAACCAAACGAAAGAUGACAAAAAUUGUGAUCCUAUUGACAAACCAGGAUUCAGAAAUUCUGACGAUACGUUAAAGUAUUAUGCCAGGACGUGUACAGACAUAAUCAAUGCAUCAAUAGCGGGUAUUAUAAACUCUGAAGCUACAAAAAAGUGUAAAGAUGGGGGACUGAAAAACAAAAGAAAAAGAGGAAGUCAAAAGUUCAAUUCAAAUACGAAUUCAGACGAACAUGUACAAAACAGUGAAACGAGUGAGGAAAGUAUGUAUAUUAUCAACAGUUCGUCACCCGUGUUUCCAAACACAGCUGAUCAGACAAAUCUUAGUGCACAGACUAAAUCAGCUAAUGGAAAAUCACCGUGGAUUUGUCAAACAUGUGGUAAAGAAUUUUUGCAUUUCUCACGUUUAAAGACACACACGAGAACGCAUACUGGUGAGAAACCAUUCAUCUGUGGAACAUGUGGAAAGAGCUAUGCCAGUGCUGCGAGCCUGGCCAAUCAUGUGAGAGUCCAUACUGGUGAAGAAUUCACUUGUAGUACAUGUGGAAAAACCUUUGUAAACCCAGCAAAUCUAAAGUUGCAUAUUCGAACGCACUCAGGUGAAAAACCAUACAUCUGUGCUACAUGUGGCAAAGCAUUUGCUCAGUUGGUACAUCUACGGUUACAUGAUAGAACCCAUACUGGUGAAAAACCAUUCAUCUGUCAAAUAUGUGGAGUAGGAUUCAGUCAAGCAUCAAAUCUGAGGUAUCACAAGCAGACGCACACUGAUGAAAAACAAUAUCAUUGUAAUAUUUGUGGAAAAGGAUUUAAUCGGCCUGAUUAUCUUAAAGAUCAUGAACAAACACACUCAGGUGAUAAAACUCAUGUCUGUUCGAUAUGUGAAAGAGGAUUUAGUAGGCUCAAGGAUUUUCAGGCCCAUCUUCGGACUCAUACAGGUGAGAAACCAUAUAUCUGUCACAUAUGCGGAAUAGGCUUUUGUCAGUCUGGAAAUCUUGCAUCUCAUGUUCGAACGCACAGUGGCGAAAGACCAUACCCCUGUACUACAUGUGGAAGAGAAUUCAAUCGCUGGUCGAAUCUGAAGUCACAUGUUCAAACUCACAAUGAAGAAAAACGGUUUAGUUGUGAAAUAUGUGGGAAAGGAUUUAACCGCCAAGAUCGACUGAAGAAACAUGGUAGAACACAUUCAAACGAUGAAAGUUUUAAAUCUUUAGAGGGUAUGGAGGAUGAUGUGAAAUCUGACACACCUAUGGAAAAUGAGGAUCUAGAAGAGCCUGAAUUUCACCUGAAAUAUAACGAAAAAUCUUCAGUAGACAUGGGCAGUGACCCAGAGGUUGGAGAUAAUCUGGAAAAUGUCAAAAGAUCUGAAGAGAAUUUGGAAAAGGGAGGCAAAUUUACAGUUAAACUUUGGAAAAACCAAGAAUUUUCUAAAAGUUUCAAUGAUCAUGGUGUUCAAAGAUCUGCAGAAAGUGUGAAAAAUAAUGGAAAAACUGCAGAAAACAUGAUAAAUAUUGACAAUGAACAUGAAUUUAGAGAAAAUUUGGAAAUCAAUCGAAGAUCUGAAGAAAAUGUGGAAAAUAAUGAAAAUUCUACAGUGGACAUGACCAUAGACAAAAAACUUAAAAAUUAUGAAAAUAUUGGAAAAUCUGCGGUGAAAGUGAAAAACAAUGGAAAAUCUGCUGAAAAUCUUGAGAAAAAUAAAAAAUCUUAUGAACACAUGGAAUAUUCUGGGAAUUCUUCAGAAACCUUGGAAAAUAAACACAAAACACCACUAGAUGUUAGAAAUAAUGAGAAUUCUGAAGGACAGGAUGAGACUGAAGUUAAUUCUAUGGAGUAUGAUGGAUAUUUAUGAGUUUGGUGUUUCAGUAUAUGUAUAUAAGCCUUAGAAUACCUAUAUUAGUUAGAAAAUUACAGUAUUUGUAAUUGCUAAAAAGGGAGCUGGAAAAUGAUUGCUGGAGUGCAGGAUUUGCUACUAUAAACAUGAUGAAAACCUUAACUGUAUUAUUAUUAUAUAUAUAUAUAGGACAUGUAUGAGAAAUUCUAAUAGAAUAGUUAUAUA
Messenger RNA from Mytilus californianus (California mussel), 3191 nucleotides. RefSeq names its product zinc finger protein 69-like. Gene Ontology annotation, cellular component: nucleus. Bases 228 to 2984 code for a protein of 918 amino acids. The transcript has 3 exons. The record is from RefSeq and is a predicted model, not a curated record. NCBI's taxonomy places the organism in Eukaryota, Metazoa, Mollusca, Bivalvia, Mytilida, Mytilidae.